Chelmon rostratus (copperband butterflyfish) is the source of this 414-nucleotide messenger RNA. It is a transcript of the gene gphb5, whose product is annotated as glycoprotein hormone subunit beta 5. Gene Ontology annotation, biological process: G protein-coupled receptor signaling pathway; regulation of thyroid hormone receptor signaling pathway. Bases 1 to 414 code for a protein of 137 amino acids. The transcript is spliced from 3 exons. Lineage: Eukaryota; Metazoa; Chordata; Actinopteri; Chaetodontiformes; Chaetodontidae. Gene Ontology annotation, cellular component: cytoplasm; extracellular region. Gene Ontology annotation, molecular function: hormone activity. The record is from RefSeq and is a predicted model, not a curated record.
AUGACCCUGCGGAAGAAGAAGUCACAAUGGCCUGGACUGCUGCUGAUGCUCCUGCUCUGGGUCUCUCUGCAACCAGACUCCCUCCACCAGGUGUCAGCCGUCAACCUGCGGCGCUUCAUCGGCUGUGCCGUGCGGGAGUUCACCUUUCAGGCAAAAAAGCCCGGCUGCGGGGGCCUGCACAUCACCACCGACGCCUGCUGGGGGCGCUGCGAGACCUGGGAGAAACCCAUCCUGGACCCUCCUUUCAUUGAGUCCUACCAGCGGGUUUGUACCUACAACGAGACACGUCUGGUCACCGUGAAACUGCCCAACUGCCAGCCGAACGUCGACCCGACGUACACCUACCCCGUGGCCCUGAGGUGCGACUGCAGCGUCUGUCUGACCAGCACCACGGAGUGCAUAACGUCUGUGUGA